GCUUGUUCGUUCUAGAAUCUGAAAUCCCCCUUCCUGCCGUCGAAACAGAAGACGAACGGCGAGCGGCGGCGCGGCAAUGCGGCGCUCGGGCGGGGCCGUGUCUCGAGGCCGCAGCUGUCGAUCUGUUGACCCAGAGGCCCGGUGGAGGAGGCAAUGCGCCGUUCAGUUCCACUGCGGCGGCGCUCGGCUUCGUCUGUUUUGGCGAGCGCAAGUCACGCGGUACGGAGGGGUCGAGUGACGUCAUCGAUAUGACGGCUCUCUGGGAGUGGGAGGCGCCAUGUUAGCUGUGAAAACCACAUCAACCAUGGUGCCGCAUUUAGGAUUGUUGAAUUCUCACUCGAAAAUGUCAAUAGUCGAGGUUCCUAGUCCUAAAGACUCGGAAAUUGUUGAAUCUCUUCUCCUUGAUCUGUUAGAUCCAGAAAAUAAAGCGUAUGCCCUUUCCAUGUUACCCAAGAAAAGGGGGAUGUGGUACUCUUUUGGCACAAUAGCAGCACUGCUGCGGGAAAUUGUGUCAGUCUAUCCUGCACUUUCAUCCCCAACAUUAUCAGCAAGUGCAGCUACCAGAGCAUGCAAUGCACUUGGACUUCUUCAGACUGUUGCAGCACACCCUGAGACCAGGACCUCCUUUUUAGAAGCUGGAAUUCCCUUGUACUUGUUCCCAUUCUUGAACACUACAAGCGUGGCGAAAUCUUUCGAGUACCUACGUGCUACUAGCCUUGGUGUUCUCGGUGCUCUUGCUAAGGUGGCCACUUUCAUUGUCCAAAAGAUUAUGCUAGAUGAAGUUGGGCUACAGCACAUCUGUGCGACCCUGGAAUGUUUCUUUCAGGCAGCCAGUGUUUUAGCAAGCAUGGUGAUUGCAUUAACUGAACAACCCUCCACCAAGUUGCUGAAGCUCAUUAUCGGCUCGUACCUCAGGCUGACAGAUAAGCCCAGGGCCUUUACUGCGCUGCGAACUCACCUUCGUGAGGCUCUGAGAGGCGGAACAUUCGAUAACUGCCUUAUGGAUGACCCUGCUGCAAGGCAUUUUCUUGACCAACUGUUGGGUAAUCUGGCUGGUCCUGCCAGCGGAACCCAGGUCGUGCGGCAGGCACAAACCAUGGAGGACCCUCUCAGACAGACCCAAGUCGCAUGAGUUGAUGUAAACCAAUUUGGUCGCUGCAAUCCAGAAUUGGAUACUACAAUGCAAUUAUCUUUCCGCAAAUUGCAGCUAGUGGAAGACCCUGGCGCAGCUCUCGAAUAAAGCGUUAUGCUGCAGUUUAUUACCUUUUCAACAAGAACUGCUGAUCGAGCCAGUCCAGUGUGCCGUUGUGAUAAUAAGCGUUGCAGACGUUGCAGUGCCUGUUUUAGUAUUGCUUUAUGCAUUCUUGAUAUUCUUGACCUAAAUAAGCAAAAUCGGUGUUUUAAAUAUUAAUAGCGGUCUAUAGGAUUUAGUGGCAUGGUAGUCUUCUCCAGAGUAGCUAUAGCACUGUUAUAGCAACAUUGUUGUGUGUGUGCGUGUGUGUUGUAACUCUACUAUUAAUGCAAUGAUAAACAACU
Molecule: messenger RNA, 1536 nt
Organism: Setaria italica (foxtail millet)
Lineage: Eukaryota; Viridiplantae; Streptophyta; Magnoliopsida; Poales; Poaceae
Product: cell differentiation protein rcd1
Exons: 9
Coding region: 278-1132 (284 amino acids)
Biological process (GO): negative regulation of translation; mRNA catabolic process
Cellular component (GO): P-body; CCR4-NOT complex; CCR4-NOT core complex
Source: RefSeq, a predicted model, not a curated record